Zootoca vivipara (common lizard) is the source of this 7451-nucleotide messenger RNA. RefSeq names its product nuclear receptor subfamily 2 group F member 6 (gene NR2F6). NCBI's taxonomy places the organism in Eukaryota, Metazoa, Chordata, Lepidosauria, Squamata, Lacertidae. Gene Ontology annotation, molecular function: DNA-binding transcription factor activity; sequence-specific DNA binding; zinc ion binding. Gene Ontology annotation, biological process: regulation of DNA-templated transcription. The record is from RefSeq and is a predicted model, not a curated record.
CCCCGGCUCUUCGCAGGAAACCAGCCCCCCACCUGGAGCUCCCGAGAAGCCCUCGCACCUCUUCGCGUCGCGCCCGCCCGCCAUGGCCGACGGGGAGCCCCGGAGCGCCCCCAACCCUCUCCGGAGCGCGCCAGGCAGGGCCCCCCAACCCUCUCCGCACGGGCGACCCUCCUGAAAUCCCGCCCCGGAAAAACUUGCCUGGCUUUUUAUUCCCUUUCCCUUUCCUCCCUUCUCCCCUCCUGCGGGAGUUUCUUUCCAGGACCCCCUUUUUAACAAAACCUUUCCAAAACUUGGAUACCCCCAACCCCUCUCCAACACUUUUCCCCCCUCGAUCUGCAAAACAACUUUGGGGAGGGUGUAUUUUUUCAGGGUCCCAGUUCUCCCUCUCCUAAGACUCUCCCCAAACGCCAUCCCCUUCUUGCCCCCCCCCAUUUUAAGGAAUAUUUUUUACCAGCCCGAAGUGACCUGGAUUUAACUUUUUUAUCUCUCCCCCCCCCGCUUUCCACCUUGAGCCCCCUAACCUGGGGGCCAGGCUGGUGACCGCUGACUCCCUCCUCGCACGAAAUUGCCCUCCUGAAAUUCCGCUCUGGGAGAAGCCAAGGCUUAAUAAAAACAAUAAUCAUAAUGCUGUUGGUGAUCUAUUAAGGAGACAUUUUUGUGCCUGACUUCAACGCCGCCGUCUGGAAGGAGAGAGCGCCCCCAACCCGCGGCUGGCGGCCGGAGCCGUGCUUGGCCCCCCCACCUCACCCCUCCGGCCCCCCACCACGGACACCCCCACCGCACCCCUCUCCCCCCCUGCGGGGCGCUAUGGCCAUGGUGACCGGGGAAUGGGGCGACCCUAACGGAGGCGAGGCCAACGGCUUGGAGAAGGGCUACCCACGGCACUCCGAGGACGACUCGGCCUCCCCCCAGGGGGGCACCAGCGACCAGGAACCCCUCGACGACGACAAGCCGGGCAUCCAAGUGGACUGCGUGGUGUGCGGGGACAAAUCCAGCGGGAAGCACUACGGCGUCUUCACCUGCGAGGGCUGCAAGAGUUUCUUCAAGCGCAGCAUCCGCAGAAACCUCAGCUAUACUUGCAGGUCGAACCGCGACUGCCAGAUCGACCAGCACCACCGCAAUCAAUGCCAGUAUUGCCGCCUGAAAAAGUGUUUCCGCGUUGGGAUGAGGAAAGAAGCCGUCCAGAGGGGCCGGAUCCCUCCCACCCACUCCAGCGCCAGCCCCAACGCCCUGCCCAGCGGCGAGUACUACAACGGCCAGCCCGUCUCGGAGCUGAUUUCGCAGCUCCUCCGUGCCGAGCCCUACCCCACCGCACGCUUCAGCUCCCAGUAUGCCCAGCAAGGUAGCGUGAUGGGCAUUGAUAACAUCUGUGAGCUGGCGGCGCGGCUCCUCUUCAGCACGGUGGAGUGGGCGCGAAACAUCCCCUUCUUCCCUGACCUGCCCGUCUCGGACCAGGUGGCGCUGCUGCGGCUCAGCUGGAGCGAGCUCUUCGUCCUCAACGCCGCGCAGUCUGCCCUGCCGCUGCACAUGGCGCCACUGCUGGCCGCCGCCGGCUUCCACGCGGCCCCCAUGUCGGCCGACCGCGUGGUCUCCUUCAUGGACCAGAUCCGCAUCUUCCAGGACCAGGUGGAGAAGCUCAACCGGCUGCAGGUGGACCUGGCGGAGUACAGCUGCCUCAAAGCCAUCGCCCUCUUCACCCCAGACGCCUGCGGCCUCUCGGACCCUGCGCACGUGGAGAGCCUGCAGGAGAAAGCGCAGGUGGCGCUCACGGAGUACGUCCGCUCGCAGUACCCCUCGCAGCCGCAGCGCUUCGGCAGACUCUUGCUUCGCCUCCCCGCGCUGCGGGCCGUCCCCGCCUCGCUCAUCUCGCAGCUCUUCUUCAUGAGACUGGUGGGCAAGACGCCCAUUGAGACGCUCAUCAGGGACAUGCUACUCUCGGGAAGCACCUUCAACUGGCCCUACGGGACGGGGCAGUGAGGAGACGACGAGUGCGCGGAGUUGUCGGGAACCUGCUUUCCCGCCCCGCCCCCCCAUCUGCCCUGCUGGUUCUUGCGGCCGCCACACCGACAGCCUGGAUGUCCUCUGGCACCACCCGAUUCCCCCGGAUCGAGGCAGCGAACUCUGUGCAAUUUUUCCCCGUUUCAGGGGGUGGGCUGGGGGGACCACCCCAUCGGCUGUGACUGCCUCUACCCCCAACCCCAGUGCCAAGAGAGGGCCAGGGCGGGUGUCCAUUGGGAAUUUCUCCAUUUCCGUUCCAUUGCGGGCGCAGGAAAUGUAGCGCCCUUGGUUUUGUUUUCCUGGUUUCGUUUCGUUUAUCCACUCCGGCUUCAAGGAGACAGAUGGUUCCCCCGGAGGCUUUGCUGGGGGGCUUCUGCCCCCCAACUUCCUUGAUUCUUGGGCCUCAGAGAGGGGGGAGCCUGACCCCUCUCCUCUCACCCCCAUUUCUCUUGAUUCGCCUUCUGCUGCCUGAUGCCCCUCCCCAGAUGUUGUGGGGCACCCCCCAAGCCAGUGUGUCCAAGGAGUCUGGGGUGAUGGGGAGCCCCAAAGCAGCGGUGGACCGUGACUGAGGUGGAUUGGGCCCCCAGGGCGAAUUUGCAAGCUGUUUAGCCUGGAAGUAAGCCAGAUUUUCGCAAUCGAAACAGGGAGGUGUUUUGAGAGAAAACCUUUUGUUGCAAUGGGGUGAGGUGGGGGGGGGCUGUUACUUUGGGAUUCACCUAAUGUGCAAAUUUCCCAGAUGUCUGGGUGCAACCCUGCGUGGAACCAAGGCAGAUAGGAGAAUUUCCUUUCCCACAAGCAGAGAGCGGCUCUAGGCGCGUGCAGAAGGCCCCAGAUCCAGCCUCUGGCAUGUUCAGCUUAAAGGACCUGGGGGGGGGGCAGAAGACCCAAGCAGUUGCUCCCCUAGGUUACGUGGACUCAGUAUAACUUUCUGUGCUCCUGUUUAGAUCUGCCUGCAAUUCAGACGCAUGAGGACUAGAGUCUUGAUUCACUGCCAGUAACACUAGGACUAGAAUCUUGCAUUACUGUCGGGGUACUGCCAGCCUUCCAGGGUGAGGGCACAGCUCAGUGAUGGGACACCCCCUCUGCACCCUGAAUAAUAACAAUAAUUUAUUACUUAUACCCCGCCCAUCUGGCCGGGCCUCCCCAGCCACUCUGGGCGGCUUCUAACAGGAUAUUAAAAACACAAUAAAACAUCAAACAUUUAAAAACUUCCCUAAACAGGGCUGCCUUCAGAUGUCUUCUAAAAGUCAGGUAGUUGCUGUUGACAUCUGGUGGGAGGGCGUUCCACAGGGAGGGUGCCAGUACUGAGAAGCCCCUUUGCCUGGUUCCCUGUAACUUCACUUCUUGCAGUGAGGGAACCGCCAGAAAGCGCCCAGAGCUGGACCUCAGUGUCCAGGCAGAAUGAUGGGAGUAGAGACUGUCCUUCAGGUAUACUGGACCGAGGCCAUUUAGGGCUUUCAAGGUCAGCACCAACACUUUGAAUUGUGCUCGGAAAUUUACUGGGAGCCAAUCUAGGUCUUUCAGGACCGGUGUUAUGUGGUCUUGGCGGCCGCUCCCAGUCACCAGUCUAGCUGCCGCAUUCUGGAUUAGUUGUAGUUUCCGGGUCACCUUCAAAAGGAGCCCCGCAUAGAGCGCAUUGCAGUGGUCCAAGUGUGAGAUAACCAGAGCAUGGAGCACUCUGGCGAGACAAUGUGCAGGCAGGAAGGGUCUCAUCCUCCGUACCAGAUGGAGUUGGUAGACAGCUUCCCUGGACACAGAACUGACCUGCGCCUCCAUGGACAGCUGUGAGUCCAAAAUGACUCCCAGGCUGCGCACCUGGCCCUUCAGGGGCACAGGUAUCCCAUUCAGGACCAGGGAGUCCUCCACACCUGCCCGCCUCCUGUCCCCCCAAAACAGUACUUCUUGUCAGGAUUCAACCUCAAUCUGUUAGCCGCCAUCCAUCCUCCAACUGCCUCCAGGCACUCACACAGUGCUUGGCGUGCCUGAAGGGCCCCAAUAGCUCCUCCAGGUCGUAAACGACCCCUUUGCCCCCGAACCCUGGAGAGAAGCUGCCAGCCAGUGUAAGGCAACAUAGAGCUGGGUGUGGCUCGGACAAAGACACCUCCAAUUGCUCCUGCUUUUAUAAAUCGGCUCUUGAAUUAGACUCCAUGAGGACUAGAAUUUUACAUUAGGGGCAAGGACCAAAACUCAGAAAGACCCAGGGGUCUCAAAUGGGGUUAUGCUGUGAGAUGCCUCUUCCGGGGUCUCAGGGGCUCCUGGUCAGAGCGUAAAACACUGGGCUGGAUAAACAAGCUACUUGGACAACAAGUGUCCUUGGUCGCUGGCAGGUUCCCGUCCGCCACAAAGACGAGCCACAUUUUGACAUGCUCAGCACCGUUGCCCCCUUACUUGUGAUGGAAGCUGCCUGCCCCACUUCCUCCGUCCGCAGUGGGGGAAGUCCGCCUCGCCUGGGUGGCGCUCCCUCCAUGUUUGUUGAAGAUGCUAUGCAAAAUAGUUUUGAGCUGCAUGCAAUUUGAAAUAUACUGACGACUUUUAAAACACAGCGAUCUUCCUCUUUUCGCAACGGGAUUCCGGCUUCCUUUGCUGGUCGGAUCAGUUUUGACUGAGACACUAAAAAACGAAAACAACCCCCCUGCUGCUGUUUUUCUCAUGGAUCAUUCUCUUUCCUCCAGCCUGCAGACCUGCUCUAAGGAUCUCCGCUUGGCCUGUGUGUCCUCUCAGUGACGCCAGUAUGAAUUGCCCUCAAACCCAUUUUCCGGAUGGGAAAAACUGAGACCAGAGGACUAUUUCCCCCUGAAUUAUACAUGUCCAUGGGAGUGAUGUGCCUCUAACUCAGGUCUCCCAGAUCCAAAGUACCGGUUGUAAUCUAUGCAAGCUAUCCCCACCCCGCCUACAAAUUCUGCAUCAAGGAAAUUCAGAUUCUGCGCUUAGAAUAAAAUUAUGUUUUUGUUUUUUUAAAAAAUGGUGAAAAUCAGAUGUGUUUUUUUUAAAAUCCCAGUUGUAUGAUGUGAGGUUCCUGAAGAACAUCCCGGGUCAGGAAGGGCACAGGUGAAGGGUAAUAGAAUUGUAGGGUUGGCAGGGGACCAAAGGGUCAUCUAGUCCAACCCCCUGCAAUGCAAGAAUCACAGCUAACCCGAGCAGAGCCGGCCUGGCUGGGUGUGUUGAAUCUGCCACCUGACCCACACUGGCCAAUCCCAUACCCCCGAGCAUCAGAGGUAGACUGCGCUUCAAACUGGAGGCUCCAUUGAACUACCAUGGCUUAGAGCCGCUGCUACAUUGCCCCUCUUAUUCUUCAAGCCCCCCCCCCUGUAAGCAAAGUUCUUAAGAGGAAGUUUUCCCAGGGUCUCCAUGCAGAAAUGGCCUGGUCCGAUCUCCGAAGAGGCUGGACAGAGAACCACUGCCUGCCUGUGUUCAGUUGUGAGCACCUUCCUAUAUUCAUGUCUGUAGCAGCCCUUAGCUCAGAACCAUGAGUAUAGCAGGAGGUCGUCGUCCCCCGUUCCAUUUAAUCCCAGGUUUAUUCUCUGUCCGAAACUCACGGGCAGUAAUGACCUAAGUGGACCCAAUUUAAAACUAAAAACUAUGCACUUUGAGGUCUCUCUGAUUUCCACGGGAGUUUGGGUACCGCUCUUAAUUAAAAGCCAUAGAGAGAGAAAUGUCCCCCAAAAGUUUCGAUUCAGUGGGGCCCUUGGAUAAAAAUCCUACUCAUUAAUUCCCCCCCCCCCCGGUUCGUGGAAACCGGAUUUGGGUGUCCGGAUGGAAGGAGAGGGUGACUUGUGCCAACCAAAAUGUCGAAAAGAGGGGAAGGAACGGCUGUCGGGUUUGAUUUCGUUGCGGAUGCCUCCUUUUCUGAUUUGAUGCACAGCCAAUGAAACAAUAAAUAUUGUUUUUUCUUAGGAAAAAAAAGGCAGGCAGUGGUUGGUUUGUGUUUCUUGGAGGGGAAAGGGUUUGGAGGGGGUGGGGAGAAGUGGCGUCACUGUUUUAAGACGAUUCAGCACAGGUAAACUUUGCAGCACAAAGUUAAACUGUGGAACUCCCUCCCACAGGAGGCAGGCCAGGUGGCUUUAAAAGAGGAUUGGACAAAUUCACGGAGGACAAAGCUAUUUGGAGACAGUGAUGCUUCUGAACAACCAGCACUCCCACUUGCUAAUUUUAAUCCAAAGAAAGCCAACAUCUUUUGGGGAUCCUCUAGCUGUAAUUGCAGGGUGGGGGGUUGGUCUGGAUGACCCCUGGGGGACCCUUCCAGCUCUGCAAGUUGAUCUCAAACGGCUACAAAACACACCUGGAUCUCCACAGCCAGCAUUCCCCACUUUUAUUAAAGGAACUAUUAAAAACGCACACAUACACACAACUGUUUACCCCCCUCCCCAACCCCUCCGAAACCCCCAGCUUCCCCACACUCAAAUGGAUAAAUCCCCAAACAUGCAUAAAUGGGGGUUGUAUAUUUACAAUGCUGAAUGAGUCAGUAGAUGGAUCACUGGACGGUUCGCUUUGAACCUGCAUCAAUGGGAGUGAAUAUUCGGGAGUCUGCCGUCUGAUUGCUGGGGGUGUCUCUCUGUUUUGGAAUGGGACGCCCCCCCUACCCCCUAUUCACACUUUGACUUCGUAUUUUUAGUCUUGUGUGUGUCAAUCAAUUCCCCCAGGUCUGAGAGUUUUUCUCGCCGUUCGCUGCCGUGCCUUGCCAAAUUCCCCCACUGAGUUGAAGCUUGGCUAAGCAAAACCUUUCUCUGGAUUUUCUGUGCAUGUGAAAUCGCAAUGCCACCCUGCUUUUUCGGACAUGUGUCAAGAAUGUUCCGUCCCCCCCCCAAAAAAAGUUUUAUCAGCAGGUGCAUUGGUGUGCGGAGAUAUGAUGAAACUCCCAAGAUGCUGGGGAACAUUUGGAAUUUCCUAAGGAAGGCCGCUGAUGGGUUUCUCAGUACACCAGCUUCACUUGGGAAGGGAGAACCAGCUCUUUGAAAACCCGGCAGAAAUGCUGGCAAAAGAUUUCAGAAUUAUUCUUGGGUGCUGUUUAACUCCUUGCCGCUCAGGGAAGUGCGAAACACACAAUGGCAUGAAAUCCUAUCGUUUGGGGUGGGUGAGAGCUGAUUCAAGAUUCGCCUAAUCAUAGGGUUGUUGAGGUGGAAGCCACCCCUAAGGUCAUCGAGUCCAACCCCCAGCAAUGCAAGGAUCUUUUGCCCAACAUAGGGCUCGAACCCACGCUCUUAUCAAUUGAUAAUCCAGGCAUGGGAGAUCGGUGAGCCUCCAUCUUCAUCCCUGGGCUGCGUUCUGCACAAGCAAUUCCUCGAUGGCUAAUUUUGUACAGUGCUUUUUAAAGAGCACAAGUUCAGGGUUGCAACCAACUAUGCCUCCUUCGCGAAAGGGAUGGGAAUGGCCGACGUAGGACCAUUGACUUCAGUGGGUCUACUCUGAAUACAUGGGCGAUGGGAAAGGGUUGCGGCUCAAAGUCGGAGCACAUG